This is a messenger RNA of Sphenostylis stenocarpa, 2787 nucleotides long. Lineage: Eukaryota; Viridiplantae; Streptophyta; Magnoliopsida; Fabales; Fabaceae. The record is from the annotation of a GenBank genome assembly.
AUGCGGAGAUACCAUUUUAUAUCUUCUUGGGGAGCUUGGGAUAAAAAGUUCAAAUGUACUUUUAGAUUUAGUAUACUUAAAGGAGUUUCAAAGCACAAACAAGCAUUUCAAAGUUCAAUACAACGUAUCCUCGACAUUACGAGGGAGAAAUGUAGUCAUAGCUAUGGAGACCUCAAGAUGUCAACUACCUUCCAGCGUUGCACCAACCCUGAUGGCAGUGUUUCUGCACCUGAAUUUCGAGGUGCUGAUGAUGUCGAGGAUUUUGGAUCGCUUAAAAGAAAAGACAAUCUUGCGUUGGGGACUGCAAAUUUGUUUGAAAAACGAGGGUGGCUUGAGAAGGAAGGAACUCUAUGUCUCCUUCCUCCAAUCCCUACCUUAUCUCUUGAAGCCAUGGCAGAGGAAUUCUCCAAAUCGGUGGAGGAGGGGCUUCACCUCUCCAAGCGCAUUUACUUCGGCAAGGACCGCGCCAUCUCGGCGCCCCUGCCCCCUCCCUCCAUGUCCAAGUCCAACACCACCUGCCUCCCAACCGCAACCAUGCUCUACGCUGUCAUUCGCGAUCCUGCUAUCGUCGACAACCCCGACGUUCCCAGCUACCAACCCUACGUCCAUGGAAAGUGUGACCCUCCCGCCCUCAUUCCUCUCCACAUGACCGCCGUUCACCUUCAGGCCGAUUGCCACCUCGAUGCCGCCGCCUUCGUUACCUUCUCUGCCACCUUCCGACUCCACUGCAUCUCCGGCAGCCGCUUCUGCGAUUGCAUAGUCGCCGUCCCCAUCCCACAUGAGCCAUUCAUCCCAAGUACCUGUGGUAGUCUAUCCCAUUCAGAUUUGAAAGAAGAGAGGACACAUGAAAAAAACAAUGAAAGUGGAGUGAUAUCAGUAUGUAUCACGGGGUUAAUAGGUUCAUUACAGUGCAAGAAGAAUGCUGCUUUACAGGGUUCAAUUCUAGGUGUGGAAAUCAGUGUUCAUAGGAAAUCUUAUUCUACUCUGCUGGUUGAUACGAAAGACACUAAUGGUAAGGAGAAUAUCAUCCGAUCUCAAGAUGGAGGCUUUAUCGGGCCCAAUUUGUUUACUUUGCAUAUACCUCAGAUUGAUGGAGGUUCCAAACUAUCGGUUAAAGUUAGUUGGUACCAGAAGAUAUUAUAUUGCAAUCAUGAGUUCUGCUUGAAUGUGCCAUUUACCUUUCCUGAUUAUGUCAACCCUGUUGGGACGAAAAUGUCGAAAAAAGAGAAGAUAGAAAUAAAUGUGGAUACUAUAACUGGAAGUGAGCCUCUAUGCCAGAACAUGAGUCAUUACCUGAAGCCAUUUAAUGUGGUUCUAUUCCCUGACUAUCCAGAAAGUGAGGCAAGAUGCAGGGAGUACGGGUUUCUCGAUUCAAGUCUUAUAAGUGGUGGGGUUCUCUUGAAAUCUGCAUCUGUUGACGAUUUUGAUCAAAGAGAUAUGUUCUGCAUGUACAUUUCUCCGGGAAAUCUUCAGAGUAAGAAGAUAUUCAGAAAGGACAUUAUAUUUGUAAUUGACGUCAGUGGAAGCAUGCGGGGAAAGCUAAUUGAUGAUAUAAAAAAUGCAGUAUCGGUUGCUCUCUCUAAGCUCGAUUCUGAUGAUUCAUUUAGUAUUAUAGCAUUUAAUGGAGAUAUAUUCCAAUUUUCAAAAUCAAUGGAGUUGGCUUCAAAGGAUGCUGUUGAAAGGGCCAUCGAGUGGAUUAACAUGAAUUUUGUUGCAGGGGGUGAUACAAAUAUUUUGCAACCUUUAAACAUGGCAAUAGAGAUGCUAUCUGAUGCUCAAAGUUCAGUUCCAAUUAUUUUCCUAGCUACAGAUGGAACUGUUGAAAAUGAGAGACAAAUUUGUGAUGCGAUAAAGAAUCAUGUGUCCAAUGGAGGGUCAAUGCCACCGCGAAUUUAUACUUUUGGCAUAGAUUUGGUCGAGUCUCAGAUGCUGCAAUUGUUCGACAAAGCUUCAUCCAUUGUACUUGCAAAUAUGACAAUGGACAUAUUCAAUGGUCUGAAUGAAGUUGAGGUGUGCCCAUUCCAUAUUCCAGAUCUUUCCAAAGAUGGUCCAUUGAUUUUAUCUGGAAGAUACAAUGGAAGUUUUCCCGAAGAUCUUGAAAUUAAAGGGAUCUUGGCUGAUUUCAGUAAUUUUGUAAUAGAUAUGAACAUUCAAGAGGCUAAGGACAUACCUAUACAAAGGAUUUGUGCACGAGAUCAAAUAGAGUAUCUUACUGCUCAAGCAUGGCUCUCAAACGAUGAAAAAUUAGAACAGCAGGUUGCAAAACUAAGCUUACAAACUGGCUUUAUAUCCGAGUACACUAAUAUGGCAAAUCUUGAGAAUGAUCAACGAAAGAAUGUCAAGGAAUCAGAUAGGAAGAAAGAAUACACUAAUAUGGCAAAUCUUGAGAAUGAUCAACGAAAGAAUGUCAAGGAAUCAGAUAGGAAGAAAGAAAAAAAGGUGUCAAAAAAGAGCCAUCAUGAUAAGACUGGAGCGAAUGAACAAGCGCAGAGAAUGUUUUUGCUCCCUCACUUAGGUAUAGGGUUUGGCAACUUGACUGCAACUGCUGAAAACACUCAACCACGAUCCCAUGACACAAAAGGGCCUGAUGGGGCUGAAAUCUUUGUUAAGGCGGCCUCGAACUGUUGUAGCUCCUUCUGCAAUCACUGCUGUUGCAUGUGCUGCAUCAAGGCCUGUACUCGGAUGAACAUCCAAUGUGCAAAUGCAAUUGCUCAACUUUGCGUUGGUUUGGGAUGUUUCAGCUGCCUCGACUGUUGUGCAGAAAUUUGCUGUUCUGAUGAAAGCUGA